CUCGCCAAUCAAUUUGCAAUUCGCCGUUGUUGGAAGUAAAUAAAUUCGUAGUUAAAUUGAAAAUGGCUUUCUACAAUAGAAAAAUGAUUCAGAACAAGCAUAUUAUUCAAGCUUGGAGAGCCGGACAUCGAUUCGAAAUACAUUGUGAUGAAGAAAUUAAUUUACCUGAUAUGUGCGACGAGAUCGGAAAGUGGACGCGGCACAGCCGCAGCCGUCACAGCCGACUCUCUGUACGCAGCCUAUCUGUCGUGCUCUUCGGCGCCGUACGGCUAUACAGGCACCAAACCAAUCGCUUGUUGAAAGAUACUUUCAAAUGCAGUACAAGGCCAGUAUCAGUCUUUCCGACUGAUGACCACACAUCAGUCUCAGCCGUCUCAGAGUCUUCAGUAGAUGAAUUAGCCGAGUUUAUGACCGGUAUAGACGCAACUAACACGGCAGAGUCUUCAGUAGAUGAAUUAGCCGAGUUUAUGACCGGUAUAGACGCAACUAACACGGCAGAGUCUUCAGUAGAUGAAUUAGCCGAGUUUAUGACCGGUAUAGACGCAACUAAAACGGCAGAAAAUAAUAUAUUUGAAAACGGAAAUCCGUCUGAAUCAACUGAAUACAAUACGGACACGGAGUCAUUACCGGAGGAUGACGACUCUACGGUAUUUGCAGUUUCACUUCCAUCUAAUAGUAUACGAGAAGAACAUACUCAUUCCGAAGAAGAAGACACGACCGAAAAAAAAAGAGACCAGAUGAUCCAAACAUCACCAACUCCAUCCGAUAAUUUCACUAAUUUCGACCAGAACCUACCGUUAGGGUACACCAUAGUCCACGACAACUUCCACUCUAGGAUACCUAGCAUGGUAAUAAUGUCUAGCCUUCCUGAAAGCGCUAGAUUCCUGCCCAGUCACAGGACAAUGCACUGCGUAUAGUGUGAAUGAUAAAUCCUGUGCCAAAUAUCCAUUCAUUCAUUAAUUUUAAAGAAAGUUGGGCUGGUUGGUGGUUUCGUUCUAAAUAAUAUAAGUUUUUUUUUCUGUUUAACCGUGAUUAAGAGUGACACGAACCUAGCCACCGCCAUACAAUCAAUGUUACGCUCACUCCUUAAAAUGCCAUUCUGAAAUUUGACACAAUCAUUCAAGUAGAGUUAAACCACAGAAUAAAUAAUAGUACUACCGUACAGAAAGAAUCGAAUCAUGCUAUCCCUUUCUAAUAUAUGACACUAUCCCUUUCGGCUAUUUAGGGUUGUCAAAAAUCAAGUCAUUAUCUUAUCUGUGGUCGUGCACGCAAAGGGACGUCAAGUUGUGCAACCCUAAUAAUUUCUCGGAGCAAUGCUGAGCCGAACCGAGUUUGCCCGAAGCGAGGAGUUUCGCAACGAAAAGUCUGCAGAGAUUUUGACAGCACACGCAGUGCAGAUGGUAUUUUAAACGUCAAACUUCUAUGAAAUGAUGACGUAUAAAUAGGGACUUUCGGUUCGAACGCCAUCUUGAUAGUAGCCUCGUGAUUAAUUCCUUUGUUUUUUGCUCAUUAAUAUUGUUUAAAGUGUAAUAUCGAUAGCUUUAUUAUACAGUAAUCUAAUUUGGUAGUGUGCAGUGAAUGGAGAAUUAAUCUCAAAGCGUGUUUAACCACCAUUUUGGAGUCAACGGCCGGUAGUCCACGUGCUUCUCGUUUUUCCAGCUAUCGGUUUUACGAGACAACUAUAACAACCACCGAACAACAACGUGCUCUAAGAGCAUUUGGUAUUUCUACCUCUAACCGUGUCUGGCUAGAGCCCUAGAGGUCCAUAAUUUUAUUUACCGUACACUGGCUGUAGAAAAUCAAGAAAUAUUAAUUCAAUCCCACGUGGAUCCCACUUUGACGUUGGCGAAAUCAUCGACAGUAUCGAUGGAGCCAUACUACUUAAAGACUGAUUGAUUGACGUAUAAAUAACACUGGCACUGCGUGUGCUGUCAAAAUCUCUGCAGACUUAUCUUGGUCUAACUCUAUCUAUCUAAUUGUGUCUGGUACUAGUUUUUGUUGCUAGAAACUGUAAGUAAUAAGUACAAAUAAAUUAUAGCGAUAGAAGUUUUACAUACAACAAUUCUACGAGCUCUAUUUUCUUUGUAUGGCAAUUUUUAACAACGAAAACUAGUUUCAGACGAAGAUAACAAAACUUCCGUGAGACACAGACAUGUUAAAUAUAUUAAUAACGGGUCACUGACGUAUUUUAAGUCGAAAAACGCUCGACAUGUUCGCCGAGUCAUCGGGCGCGGAGGCCUGCGGCCAGUGCGGCCCGCAGUCUGCGCCGGUCCGUCACCGUCAACGCAAGCUCCUGAUGACACUCCUCGGUACGGAGUGAAACAUGUUUUAAAAUUUUAGCGUAUGGGAACGGCUUUUGGCGGCGGGUCUCUUAAUACCGGGAUUUAUUUUCGUUUGAAAUCAACUAGGAUACCUACCUAGCAAGAUAUUAUUUUCUAGCCUUUCAGAAAAAGCUAGAUUCCUGCCAAUUCGCAGACCAACGAACUGAGAAUACUGUGUCAGAUAAAUUAGGUGCCGAAUAUUUUUCAUUAAUUUUGUUCAGUCGGCGUUAAAGGUUGUAUUUUCUUACAGGCUGAUGAUUUCAUAUUCGGUUUAAUACUUUUUUUGUUUGUGAUUAAAGGAUUUAGUUACGUUUGAAUUCAA
Messenger RNA from Cydia strobilella, 2643 nucleotides. RefSeq lists its product as uncharacterized. The coding region runs from base 63 to 917 and encodes 284 amino acids. The record is from RefSeq and is a predicted model, not a curated record. NCBI's taxonomy places the organism in Eukaryota, Metazoa, Arthropoda, Insecta, Lepidoptera, Tortricidae. The transcript has 8 exons.